AUGGAUGAUAUCAUAGUUACAGGAAAUGAUUCAAAGGAACUUGAGAUGUUUAUUACAAAACUUAACAAGGUGUUUGACCCCAAAGAUCUCGGUCCACUGCAUUACUUUCUUGGGAUUGGAGCUUACAAAGAUGAUAUUGGAAUUUAUUUAUCUCAUGAGAAAUACAUAUCAGAAUUAUUACAGAAAUUUGACAUGAAACACCUUAAGCUAUGCCCCACGCCAAUGACAGCAGGUAAACCAAUCCCAGUUAAUGAUGGAGAACCACUUCUUAAUCCAACUAUAUACAGAAGUGUGAUAGGAGCAUUACAGUACCUCAUUCAUACAAGGCCAGACAUCUCCUUCACUGUAAAUAAGUUGAGCCAACUCCUAGAAAGCCCAACUAUAGCCCACUGGAGUGUUGUAAAAAGAAUCAUGCGAUAUCUAAAAGGGACCAUCCAUCAUGGUUUGCACAUCUCACAUAGUGAUAGACUUGCUUUGAUUGGCUAUUCUGAUGCCGAUUGGGCCUGUUGCCUGAUGAUCGCAGAUCUAUUGGAGGGUACUGCAUUUUCUUAG
Molecule: messenger RNA, 552 nt
Organism: Humulus lupulus (European hop)
Lineage: Eukaryota; Viridiplantae; Streptophyta; Magnoliopsida; Rosales; Cannabaceae
Exons: 1
Coding region: 1-552 (183 amino acids)
Source: RefSeq, a predicted model, not a curated record